Aspergillus ibericus CBS 121593 is the source of this 768-nucleotide messenger RNA. RefSeq lists its product as uncharacterized. Lineage: Eukaryota; Fungi; Ascomycota; Eurotiomycetes; Eurotiales; Aspergillaceae. The record is from RefSeq and is a predicted model, not a curated record. Bases 1 to 768 code for a protein of 255 amino acids. The transcript has a single exon.
AUGCGCAUCUUCUCCGCCUUGAACGGGCUGCUCCUUGCGGGAGCUGCUUUGGCCCAGAACGCGUCGUCAAGCUGUUCGCUUCAGUCGUCCGAUUCCCAGGUUGUUGACUACGGCUAUGCGCUCUCGUACUUCCUUGACCGGUUCUAUGCGUCGGUUCCCGUCAACCAAACGUUCCUGAACGAUGCCUUGAACAGCUCCACCUCCCAAUAUUAUACCAAUUUCCAGGGCAUCCUGAGACAAAAUCGCCUGGGUGUGCGUGCCGUGCAACAACUCGGCGCAAAGCUGUCGGGCUGGACUCCUCAGAACUGCAGCUUCAGCUUCCCAAGUGCUACUGACGGCGAGUCCUUUGUGAGCAACGCCCUCCAAUUGGAAUCCACAGUCGCCGGGGCGUACAUCGCCUUGGCUGGUUACACACAGGCCCCCGAGGCCUCCUUCCUCUGGGCCCGCUUGGCUGCCGAGCAUACUGCACACGCCUACUAUAUUGCUGGCCACCAACAGUCUGUCCUUUUCCCUUCGAACAGCUCUUCGUUGGUUCCUGCCUACAGCCCCGGCUACGUCCUGUCCAAUGGAACUGGACAGGGACGCCUUGGUCAGUACUUCCAAGGCUGCGUUACUGCUCCUUCGACUCCUUGCGGCCAGACCCUGUUCAUCGGACCUCUUACUGGCACGCUUGGUGCGAACGUCUCGGCCAGUGCAGCUGCUUCAAGCUCUGCCGCUCUGUCUGCCUCCGCCACUCCUUCGCCGAGCUGGGCGAAGAGGGCCUGGUAA